Dermacentor andersoni is the source of this 1312-nucleotide messenger RNA. RefSeq lists its product as uncharacterized. Lineage: Eukaryota; Metazoa; Arthropoda; Arachnida; Ixodida; Ixodidae. The record is from RefSeq and is a predicted model, not a curated record.
AUGAUGGAGCCUGCGAUCGCGGCCGCUGAUGAAGUGAAAUUCUGCACACCGCCACUGUUCUUUGCCGUCGCCGGCCUUCUGGUGUUCUUUCUCAUCGGAUCUAACCUGUUCAUGUUCGUCAACGCCAACGUCGGAAGCGCCGCCCGUCUGGAGGCCACAGAAGAGUACGAGGGCGUGGUCUCCACCGAAAAUGAGCCGCACAUCAUCGGACGCGCCGUAAACGAGUCCGAGGGGCACGACCACGGGACGGGGGUGCUAUUGAAGCCGCCAGGUUCAAGGAAGAACCCCACCGGGCGCAAGACAGGUCACUCGCCCCAGCUGCUACCCAGCCGGUCACUGGUGUGCGUGCUGGGUGGUCGGACCCAGGAGUACGGCCCGAUGUGGCUCGACGGCUUGUGUGACGUAGCCCUGGUGCCCUUCUACGCGCUGCCUAAGGGUGGCGACACCUUCCUCAACGACGGUGAAAAGGCUACGCAGCAGGUUCUCGACAAGGCCGCCAAAGCGGUCAAGACCACCUACGGCAUCCACGUCCCUCUCAAAGAAGUGCCUAAAGUUAUGGACGACCUUAUACGAAAAAGAGCUCAGAACAAGAUGAGGAACUAUUGGAUGCACAAGAACAUCUACCACUACGCCAUCCUCGACCUGCGAAUCAAGCCCGACGACACCACGCCCCCGGACGACGUUGUGGGCAAAGCCUUCGGAGUGCUUGAGAAGUUUAAAAGUAUCCAGGAGAAUAUCCGCCGGAGGGCGUCGAAAAUGGCGGCGAAGAGGCAGCGCAAGGCGUACGUCAUCCUGGGCACCCAUCUCCGCAUGUCCACGAACAAGGAGUUGUUCAAGGCCCUCGAACACCACGUCGGGUCUUUUCCGAUCAGUGCCUUCGUAGUUCGCACUCACAUCACCCAACGGGAAGCUCUGAUGCUCUCCGACGGAUGCAGUACCGCCGGCCCUGCGCCUUACAAGUUGAAAAAUAAUCUUCGAUUCAUGGGAAUGGCCGGCACGAUGUCGUAUGUCAGAAAUUUCUCAUGGGUGCGGCGCACGCCUCUGGUCGUCUCGUUCACGUUAUGCACGAGCCAAUACCGGUCAAGAGAAGAGCUCCGCGUCGGCGCCAAAUGCCACAACAACGCCACCACGACGACCACUUCCUCUGAGAUGUGCAGCCAAAGGCGGGACUUCUACGGAAACCACGCGAUCGACAAGGUACAGCACACGGCUUACUCGUGGAAGAAGCCCGAUCUCGUGGCCACCUACGACACUGCCGACACGAUGAGAUGGAAGGCAAGUAACCUGCUAUAGUUUUUUUGGCGUUUGCCGA